Molecule: messenger RNA, 1885 nt
Organism: Amoebophrya sp. A25
Lineage: Eukaryota; Dinophyceae; Syndiniales; Amoebophryaceae
Source: the annotation of a GenBank genome assembly
CGUCUCCCGGUGGGGCACCAUCUUCCAGUGUGCUGCUGGGUGGUGGAGGAGGAGGGAACACCUCUACUUCUUUACUGAUGUUUCAACAUCCGCCUGUAAAUGUAAAAGUAGCCUACAACUUUAACUCUUCUAGCUGCAGAGGAGGUACAACUACGGCAUUAUCACCAACUACUUCAAGUAUACUUUCGUCGAAUGCUGGUGGAAGUGGUGGAGGAGCAAAGCAGACUAGAAAGAGUAUUGGCAGCAUCAAUUACGGUGAUUCCAAAGUAUACCGCGAGCAACUGGAUAUGUACGCUUUAGCCUGCGUCAUUCUCGAUACAUUCUUUCGCGCCGCAGGGUGCACCAAAGGAGAUCCCAAAACCACUUGUUCUACCUCUGAAGAUGCAGCGAACAUCGGGAAAGGAGUUUUGAAUACACAACCACGACAGCCUGCUCUAGUACAGCGUCCUCUGGGAUUGCAACUGCAACAAUACCAGAUGAAUGCAAAUACAACUACAACAAGUAGCAAAGGCAAGGGGACGAGAACCUCUACUAAAGGCAAGAAGAUGACUCCAACUACAUCGACUACGACAUCGCUAGUGGGUCGUGCUGCACAAGGUGUUUCUGCUUCGCCACCAGGUAUGAAGAUGUUUUACUGUCCAUCACUGCGAACUGGUGCAGCAGGUGGAGGAAGUAGUGCGAGCAGCAGCAAGGCGAAUAAAUCACCCUCUUCCACCACCACAUCGUCGCAUCAAGUUCAAGACCAAGAAGAUGAAAACACAGUCGCAAUCCAUUCGGUCUACCUCGCUUGGCGGAAUUAUCAAAAAAUCGCGGAGACUGCCAAUGCAAAGCUAUUCGCUUAUUCCAAAGCAUGUGUAAGUGCAGAUACAAAUUCGAAGAACCCCAGCAACCACCAGAGUAGACAGCUUUCACUGUGGCGAGAACUCCUAAAUUACAAUCCUGCAGAGCGUCUCGAAUCGGCUUUGUGUGAGUUGGAUUCUGUUUUUCAAGAACAACAACAAAUGGCACUUCAUAAAGAUGAGCAGCAAAAAGAAAAAGCGCCCAUAUUUGUCACCUGUUUUGCUGACUUCGUCAGUCUUGUACGGUCCAUGAUGUUGGCUAUACCGGUUUUAUCAGGUGAAGCGGUGGUGGAGGCGGCAAACGCAAAUGAGCAUCAUGCAGACGCGAGAUCUUCAAAUCCUAGCUCCUCAAGCAACUCUUCCAACUGCUGCAACAGGUGGAUACAGUUGCGAGACAAAAGUCGAAUUUUGAGGAAGAAAAUUGACGAAGCAGUACCAGCUAGUUGUAGUUCAUCUUUCUCCUCAAGUAAUACUAUGCUUCUAGAAGUACCCGAACACAACGAAAACGAUAUCUCUGAGCUGCAGUCUAGGACACAGCAGCAGGAGCUACAGGACGCAAGAAUAGCAAAGAGCGUCGUCGCAAAGGACGAAAAGGAUGAGUUGUCUUCUUCUGCGUCCUCCGUUGUGUUACGUCCGAGUAAAAGGGGAGGGCCGCUCAAGCGAAUGGUCCGUUCGACACUCUUGGUAGGCGUUAGCAUUUCCCCUGAUCCUGAUGAAGCUGGACCCUGAUCUUCUUCGUCUCUUCUUUGUCUUUCUCCUCGUCUCUUCUUUGUCUUUCUCCGCGUCUCUUCUUUGUCUUUGUCUACUUUGUCUUUCUUCGCACCAACAAGGAACUGUCCUUUGAAUUUGAUUAUUUCUCGAAAUCAAGCAAAACUACAAGCAGAAACUCUCUCCCACUAUUGUAACAGGCUGAAGCUGAUGAAGACAACACUGCUGGCGUGCCAUUACUGAAAAUUACUUACUUUGUCGUGUUAGAUGAAGUAACAAGUUUACAUGUAAUUGGUCUCGUUGACCUUUGUUACAUUAUUUAAGGUGCUCCUCAUGCU